Messenger RNA from Prorocentrum cordatum, 459 nucleotides. Lineage: Eukaryota; Dinophyceae; Prorocentrales; Prorocentraceae. The record is from the annotation of a GenBank genome assembly.
AUGCUGCAGCCGCGGGACUUUAUCAACAGCCACCAGCUGAAGGUCUGCAUGGCCCUCAUGGUGCUCGGGCUGCUCGUGAGAAGCCCGAAGCUCGAUGCCGUGGCCAUCCGCACCGACGUCGAUGCAAACGCAGCGCCCAUCUUCCCCACGCUCUUCACCACGAUCGCGUGCGGCUCGGUCAGCGGCUUCCACAGCCUGGUGGCCAGCGGGGUCACGUCCAAGCAGCUGGACAAGAUGCGCGACGCGAGGCCAAUCGGCUAUACCGCGAUGCUCGGGGAGUCUGCAUUGGCGGCGCUGGUCAUCGUGGCUUGCUGUUCAUCGGGGACUUGGGCGUCCAACUACGGGUCGUGGCCGGUCAACUGGGCGCAGGGUUUCACGCCUGGCGCGGCCCUGCUGCUUGAGGAGCCCCGGGCAGGCCGGAAUGAUCUGGGAAGGCCAUGGUGGUGGUGCUCGUGGUGA